Messenger RNA from Python bivittatus (Burmese python), 2493 nucleotides. It is a transcript of the gene PTCD3, whose product is annotated as pentatricopeptide repeat domain 3. Gene Ontology annotation, molecular function: protein binding; rRNA binding; ribosomal small subunit binding. Gene Ontology annotation, cellular component: mitochondrion. The record is from RefSeq and is a predicted model, not a curated record. Lineage: Eukaryota; Metazoa; Chordata; Lepidosauria; Squamata; Pythonidae. Gene Ontology annotation, biological process: mitochondrial translation.
CAAAAGACCUCAGCAAUGCUGGCCAGGUUACCACUGACCCGACGGAGACUAGCAACCAAGGAGCCAGCGCGUGUGCACGGCGUGCGCGCGGCGAUGUUCCUGAUUACGGCUUCCGCUUCCGGUCUCUUCCCGUCUUCUGCGGCGGACGGCCGUUCCGUUAUGGCGGCACGGUGGCUGCGUCUGAGCUCGUUUCCCACCCGAGAUCUGUUCCAGAGAAGACUCGGCGGUUCGGGGGCGUCUGGCUCCUUUAGGGAAGGGGGUGAGAGGCACUAUUCAGAAAAUGCAACCCUUCAGGAAAAAUCCCCCAUCCUGGAAGAAGAAAGUAUUUUCCUUCCAAGAAAAAAAAACUGGGAUAAAUCAGCAGUUCUUCAGACACUUGCAUCAACUGUUAACAGGGAUAUUACAGCUGUUCACUACAGGUUUCAAGAUGAUCCUUAUCUUAUCCCCAGAAAUUCUUUAGAGCAUCAUUUCUUUUCCAUGUCAAAAGCAUCAGGACAAAAUGCAGCCAAACAUAUCAUUAACACACAUCCUGAGUUUUUUGAGAAAGACUAUGCUGAACCUCACAUUCAGUGUCUCAUGCCAGAAAAGUUGAUGUUGCAACUUGAAGAAGUGAGCGAGGUUGCACUAAAUAAUCUAAUUCAGCUAAGAAAAGUAAAAGCAUCUGUGAAUAUGUAUGAUCAGCUUCUGCAAGCAGGAACUUGCAUAUCUCUGGAGACAUCAAACAGUCUUCUGGAUCUCCUAUGUUUUUAUGGAGAUAGAGAACCGGAUCAGGAGAAAGAUAGUGAGCUGGAAAAACAAGAGGAAAUUCUACCAAGAAGGCAGUUUGCAAGGAAUACUUCUAAAUACCAACAAAUUACAUGGAGGGAAAACAACAAUGCUGAGAGAAUAUUUAACCUAAUGCCAGAAAAAAAUGCAUAUUCCUAUUGUACGAUGAUCAGGGGAAUGGUGAAGCAUGGAGCAUGCCAAAAAGCGUUCAGCAUGUACACUGAUUUGUUGAAUAAAAAGCUUAAGGCUGAUGUGAACACCUUCAAUACACUUAUUGUAGCAGCUAUAGAGGUUAAGGAAAGAUACAUUGAGAAAUGGGCGUGCAUUGAAGACUUGCUGAGGCAGAUGGUUGAACAGGAUAUACAACCAAAUCUGCUAACUUUUAAUUCUGUACUGAAGGCACUGAAGCAAUGUGGUAAGGUACCCCGGGCUAAGGCUAGACUGACCUUGAAUGAGAUGAGAACACUAAAUAUAGAACCUAGCCUUGCAACAUAUUACCAUUUGCUAUGCAUGUCACAUAAAAUUGCCAGAGUUGCUGAUUCCCAGUCCCAUGUGCUAUAUGCUAUCAUAAAUGAAAUUGAAGGAAAAGCUUUUUAUCCUCAGGAUCCGGAUGAUAUCCACUUCUUUCUAAGUGCGAUGAAAACAUGCCUGGAACUGAAGGAUGUUCAACUUGCUUAUCGGCUAAAUAGAGUGGUGGAGACAGCAGAGAACAGGCUAAUGUUGGGAGAUAUGACACACAAGAACUUUUACUAUGUAUCGUUUUUUGAAUUGUUGGCUAUGAUGGAAAACCUUGAUGCUUUACUGAACUGGUAUAAAAAAUUGGUUCCAUCAGUGUUUUACCCCAAUAUUAGAACGAUGCUGUAUCUUCUUCAGGCAUUGGACUCUGGCGAUUGUUUGGAAUUGAUUCCCCAAAUCUGGAAAGAUAUUAAGCAAUUUGGAUUUAGCCUCAAAGAUCCUCUUGUACAGGAAGUUCUGGCUCUUAUGGCAAGGGACAUGCAGUCUCCAGAGACUCAAGCUGCAUUUGCUGACUGUGCUGAAAAUAUAAAAUCUCUCCAUGAGUUAAAGAGCAGGAACACACAACUCUUGUGGAAAGACACUUCUCUUAAUAAUACCACAAUUCUUUUUGCCAGGGCUGGCAGAACACAGGACGCUUGGAACAUGCUAACGCUUUUUAAAAAAUACUCUCAAGUUCCCAGUGAUUUGACAGUGAAAGAGGUGUUCAACUGCAUUAAGCAAAGCAACCAAGCAGAUAAAGCACUUGAGCUAGUAAAGCUGACUGCUGACUACGGUAUACAGUCAACUUCAGUGCUUGCCAAGAGAACUCUAGAAGAAUUUGAACUCUCUGAAGGGCAAAGGAGGACUCUGGUUGAUAUCAUAGAAGGAGGCUGUGGUUAUAAAUAGGUGCCAGAAGGGAAACCACUUCCUCUUUUCUGAAGGAAAAAGCAGCUUACCUGAUUUCUAUGUGGCUGUUAAGGAGUGGCCCUGAAAAGCUCAAUGAGUUUUGUACAUAUCUGUAUUAUAUCAGUAUUAUUAUCAUCUGGAUUCUCAUCUGAUGACAGCUGGUCAGAAGUUCUGGUUUCACCUGUUUUGGAGUGCUCAUUCUCUUUCUCCAGAACCUCAAUUUUGAAAACCAAAAUUGCCUGCCUGGAUCAUAGAAUUAUUUUCUUACUGUAUUGCAUCUAAAUUUUCCUCAGACAUGCUUACAGAAAUAAACAGUAGUCUACUUGC